GUCAUCCAGCACAAUGUUCGUCGUCUAUUACGAGGAAGUGGUCGCAAAUCAGUUCGCGCGUGUAAAUUUAGUGAAUUUUCCGUUCGUAAAUCCGCUUGGUUCCGCUCGUUUCCGGUCGUAAAGUGUUCCCGAGAGUGCACUGCCACUGGUGGUCAUCGAAAAUUCUGCCCCAAUGUGGGCCCAGGACCGCAAAAGUGCAAUCGAAAAAUUUCCUCCCUCGAGCAAAAUUUUCUUCCUCUGUCCCCGUCGUCGUCGUGGUCGUAGUUAUCAUUGGUCAUCAUCAUCAACUCAGCAGUGGUUUGUGAAGACUAGCGCUCUCGCAAGUGAGAAGAAAUCGAACGUCAUUCAGAGAGAUAGCCGGUGCUAUCCGAUAUUAUUACACCAGCAGAACAAAACAAUCGAAGAGCAUCAGAAUCGGGAAUUCUUAUCGCCAUCGUUGCCGUGGCCGUUUUCUUCCAGUGGGAUUAAUCCAGACAAGUUGGUGGCAAUAAUCGUAGAGGGCUUCAACCGCGGAAGCGUUGGAAGCGCUCGUGAGCCCCUUUGGAUGGAAGUAUGAACCAAGAGCCCUGCUCAUACGCCCUAACCCAGAUCAGUUACCUGGUUUCGAACUUGAACAAGAAGAACUUUGCCUCGAAUAGUCGGCAAUUAGCACAGUUUGUGAAAGAUUUUGGAUUGGAAGCUGAUCGUCAUUUGCUGCGCUGCCUGUUCUCUGCGGUUGAUUUCUCCUGCUCGGCUGGAAGAUCGUCCGGAGACGCCGCUGUGACCCCGGGCCAUUCCAGGAGCAACAGCACCAGUAGCAGUACCAGCAACAGCACCAACAAUUACUUCUCCAGUAGCGGACCAUUACUGUCACUGCAGGCCCGAUUGCUGUCCUCGGAAUUGCUGGGACUGCUGUCCAAGCCGCAGCUGGUCGGGAACGUUUGCUUUGCCGUGGACAAUCCGCUACCGCAACAAAGGACAUUAACCCCCUCGGUCAAUCUCGUGACCCAGAUUGUAAGGACCCUCAACUGUUCGCCGAUUCAGCAAGCCGCUCUUGCCCUUGCGCUUCUUCAUUCGUCGCAUCCGGACAUUGUUCGAAGCGCUGAGGAAAACGCUCGCAGUUGUAUUGCUGAACUCAUUCAAUCUUAUAUCGACUUAGACUCAACUCAACCAACCCAGGAGGGAAGUCUCAACGACGUCUCUCCGGAACUGCUACAGCACAUCCUAUCGUUGAUUUCGCACGACAAGCACCAGGAGUUUGGCCUAUCGGACUCGACCUACGGCAAGUUUGUACAGCAGCUGUGUCGGGACUUUCCUCGGGAUCGGGUUCCGUUGAUACUCGCCCCGCUGCUGUACCCGGAGAAUACGGAACUGUCGGCCGAAUCGGUCAAAGCCAACUCGCAGUCGUUGCUCCGUUCGUCAAUCAUGGACACGGCCUGGGGUAGUCUGGUGAUGGAGAUCGGAUACGGAUUCACGGCCUCGGUGGAGGAUUGCAAGAAUCAUCUGCUGAAGGUCGGUGGCCGGGAGAUUUCCGCGCCGGAUGUGGCGAAAAUCAUCUCGUCGAUGUGUCUGACUCAUGCGUCGCUCUCGGAAAGCAGCAUCAAUUUGCCUACGCCCAGUAGUUUCUGGCCGCAAGGAAGUGAUCCCGGUGGGAAGGGGAAGGACGGUCAGAAUGGCGGGUCCAGUUCGGAGAAUAGUACCUGGAAGCCGGAGAUUUUCGUUCAAGCUUUGAAGGAGGUGGUUCCUAACUUGAACUGGAAGGAUGUCUGCCUGGCGUUUGACCAUCCCGAUUUCCUGAUCAAGGAUCGACCUGGUUUGGCAUUGCUGUUGUCCAUCGUCAAGAUGGGAAUGCAGUCCAGUGGUUUGGGACAGAAUUUCCCCGUGGAGUGCGUGUAUCAACGAUGGACAAAUGUGGAAGGUCAAUUGUCGUUGAUUACGAUGAUUUUGAAGAGCCCGGAUUUGUACUCGUUUGCGGACCAUAUCUACACGAGUGUUUCUGUUGAUCUGUUGAAGACGCCACCGGAGACGGAUAACAAAGAAGUGGCAUCGUGGCUGUCGCUCCAUCUGGUGGACGUUUUGCUGUACAUAGCCGACAACGGAUUCUAUGCCCAGGCGAUGGAGAUUUUCAAGAUCCCCAUACAACUUUGCCCGGAUAUUCUGUUUAUGGCAUUGCUGCAAAUCAAUCCUCCCGUAACCGUAUCUCGUCAGGAGCUGUUCACAACGCUGAUUCCGAUCUUCCUCGGCAAUCAUCCGAACUCGGGAACGAUUUUGCAUCAUGCUUGGAACAACACCAGCUUCAAUCCUUCGCUGAGACACAUCAUACUGCACUCGAUGAGCGAAUGGUAUCUGCGCGGAGAAAACGAUCAAUCUCGCUUGUCCCGAAUUCUGGAUGUGGCGCAAGAUCUUAAAGCCUUGUCCAAUCUGCUGAAUGUGCGAUCGUUUAUAUUCAUCAUCGAUUUGGCUUGUCUGGCAUCUCGUCGUGAAUAUCUCAAGCUGGAGAAGUGGCUGGCAGACAAGAUUCGUGAACAUGGAGAACCGUUCGUCAAGACAAUCAUUAAGUUUCUGCAGCGUCGUUUCCCUCAGAUCAUGAUGGGAAAGUUCGCCGAUGAGCAGAUCCCGAAGUCGGCUCAACUACCGCCAGAAACCCUGAGCACUAUUUUGUCCUGCUUGCAAGCGUGCGUUGGAAACGUUAGUCAGGAAGUCGCCGAAAUAAUCAUGAGCAUGACUCAAUACAACCUUCUGUUGACUAGCAAGACUCGAGCACAGCAAGCUCCCCAGCAGCAACAACCUCCACCACCUGGAGUUGUAAGACCCCAUCGUGUUUUGGAAGCUCCGUUCAGUGCAUCUGCACUGGGAGGUCAGAUAUUCCCAGGACCGUCGGUUGAAUCGCUGUCCGGAUUGGCAAGCAAUAUGGCUGGGUUGAAUUUAGGAGGUCCCGGUAACAGUGCUUUCAGUUUUGGAAGUGCUCUUGGUAAUCUGGUGUCGACUCCUGCUUCGCCGUCCAGGCUUUUGGCUGGACCGUCGAAUAGCCCCUUCCCGUUGAUGUCGAUGCCACCUUCUGCACCCGUCGGAAACAUCGGACGUUUGCCACAGACCCCUACGGGAGACAAGCUUACAAUGCCAACGGCUGGUCAGACAACUUUCGCCGAAAUUGGAUGCCAAGCUGUCUCGAAGGAAGUCGAAGAUGAAGCCAAUAGCUACUUCCAGCGAAUCUACAAUCAUCCGCCGCAUAAUACGUUGUCCAUCGACGAGGUUCUGGAUAUGUUACAGCGUUUCAAGGAUUCUCCCAUCCGUCGGGAAUGCGACGUCUAUCAGUGCAUGUUGCGUAACCUCUUCGAGGAGUAUAAAUUCUUCCCACAGUACCCGGACAAAGAACUGCAAAUCACUGCUCAACUGUUCGGAGGAAUGGUCGAACGUAACCUCGUGACAACGUAUGUUGCCCUAGGCUUAGCAUUGCGAUGUGUGCUGGAUGCCCUCAAGAAACAGGAAGGCUCCAAAAUGUAUUACUUCGGUAUCACUGCCUUGGAUCGCUUCAAGAACAAGCUGCAUCUUUACCCGAAAUACUGCGAAUACGUUCAUGGAAUCCCUCACUUCGAUCAAUUCCCACCCCAUCUGAUCGAGUAUAUCGAAUACGGUGCUCAAGGGCAAGAACCCCCGAACAAAACCCUUGGACCUGGACCACUGCCAUCGUCCAUCACCCAACUUCUUCCGGGAGGACCAUCCGGAGUUGGUGGCGGCAAUCCGCUGUAUCGUACCAAUUCUGCCACGGGAACAAGCAAUCUCACGUCUGCCGCGCCUCCAGCGGCUCCCAAGGUCAACCUGGGAUCCCAACUCGGAACCACAAGCCAACCGCCACGGGUCAAGUCCAUUGCCAAUGCGACCAACAUCGACACCCUAUUGGUGGCCACCCAAGAAGGCGAUGAAAAGAUCAUCAACCCUCCGGACGCCGUCCAGGACAAAACGGCCUUCAUUUUCAACAACCUCAGUCAGUUGAACCUCCAGCAGAAAUGCGAAGAGAUCAAGGACAUCCUGCAGAAAGAUUACUACGUCUGGUUGGCUCAGUAUCUGGUCCUGAAGCGAGCUUCGAUCGAAGUUAACUUCCAUGUCCUGUAUUCGAACUUUUUGGACGCUCUGAAGAUCCCGGAGGUCAACAAACUGGUUACGAAGGAGACCUUCCGUAACAUCAAAGUGCUGCUCAGAUCAGACAAAGCAAUGGCCAACUUUUCCGACAGAAGUCUGCUGAAGAAUCUGGGACAUUGGCUCGGUAUGAUGACCUUGGGCCGAAACAGGCCCAUCCUACAUCUGGACAUCGACAUGAAAUCACUGCUUGUUGAAGCAUACAACAAGGGCCAGCAGGAAUUGCUUUUCGUAGUUCCCUUCGUCGCGAAGGUCCUCGAAUCAUGCUCCAAGAGUAAGGUUUUCAAACCGCCCAACCCGUGGACCAUGGCAAUCAUGAACAUUCUGGCCGAGUUGCACCAGGAACCGGAUUUGAAGCUCAACCUCAAGUUCGAAAUCGAAGUGCUGUGCAAGAACCUCAACAUAGACGUUGCCGAUUUGAAACCUGCCAUCUAUCUAAAAGACCCGGAACGUGCCCAGAACAUCGAGUAUCAACUAUCCCAGCCGAAGCCUGCCAAGGAACUCCAACCGAUCCAGGUCAUUCAGGUGGCCGAGGAAAUUGCCUCCGCUGGCCCAUCGGGAUCCCCAGCCAUCCCAGCUAUGGAUCCUUCCCUAGCCGUGACCGGUCCUCCGGAGCCACGUUUCCACUACUCGGACAUCAACAUCUCGAACUUUGCCUGCAUCAAUCAGCACGUGGUGUACUCUCCCAACAUUGCCCUGCUGCACACCCAUCCGCAUCUCAAGCAGAUCAUCAAAACCGCCCUGGAACGAACCAUCACCGACUGGAUUACGCCGGUGGUUGAACGCAGUGUCAAGAUCGCCUCGAAAACCUGCGAACAGAUCAUUCGGAAGGACUUCGCUCUAGAUCCGGAUGAGAUUCGCAUGCGCACAGCAUCUCACAAUCUUGCUCGCAAUCUGGCUGCAGGUAUGGCCAUGAUUACCUGCCGGGACCAAUUGAUGCAGAACAUCCAGAACAACAUCAAGACGGCGUUCAUGACCACGCUGAGUCCGGCGCAGAAGGACGUAGCCGAGGCUGCUGCCAAUCAACUGGCUGCCGACAACAUGGAGUUGGUUUCGGCGUUCAUUCAGAAGACUGCCAUUGAGAAGGUGGUGCCGGAGAUGGACAAGCUGCUGGCCACGGAUUACGAGUUGCGAAAGAUUGCCCGCCAGGAAGGCCGCCGCUAUUGCGAUGCCAGCGUGUUGACGUACCAAGCCGAGCGAAUGCCGGAGAGAAUCCGGUUGAGCGUCGGAGGAGUGUCGCCCAGUCAGCUGGCGGUGUAUGAGGAGUUUGCCCGGAAUAUUCCCGGCUUCCAACCGAUCACCGACCGGGAUAAUGCGCUGUUUGCUCCGAAAUUGCCGGAAGCACUGCCAACCGUUGCUCAAUUCCCCACUCCGGCGGCCGUCACUCCGGAUGAGAUCGGAGUGCUGUACGAUGAGCUUGCCAGCAAAAUGGAAGUGUUUCUCAGCAGUGCCGUCAAUGUGCCUCAGUUGCAUGUCCAUCUCAACAACAUGCACACGUUGCUGGAAUGCCUAAUCAUUGCCCGUCGUUCGCGGGACAAUCUCACUGCAUGCAAUUUGCUGAACAAGGCCGUCGAAGGUAUCAUGGAGGGUCUGAUGAACAUCCCGGACCACAUUGACCAGAUCAAGCUGUAUCGGGACAUCCAUCUGCGUGUGAUGCGUCUGCUGCAAGAUCCGCGUGCAUUCGGACCGCUUUGGACCAACAAGGCCAUCACCCGGUACAUGCUGGAGUGCCGUGAAGAAAUCCGUUACAACGUCGAAGCGGUUGACUUGCUGAUUUCGUCCGGAUUUGUCAACAUGCCCCAGUACGAUAUGAUGCUGAUGCAGCUGAUGGACAAUGGCAACAAUUACGUAGCCGUUGUGUUCGCCAUGCAGCUGGUGCAGACCUACUUCAUCGAUGAGCGCCCGAAUACGAUAAUCACCGAUAAUGAUUUGCUGAAUACGAUUGAACUGCUGGCCAGAUUGUCGGCGCAUCCGAGGGCCCCGGAAGGUUUGGCUCACUUGAUGGAAAUGCUCCGCUCGAAUCAUGAUCCCAACACGUUCCUGGUUGAUCGUGCCCAUGCUGGACCAACGGCGCACAUCCAUUCGGGUAUCAUCAUUGCUAGGGCCACCGAUAUCGAGGAUCCUCCGGGCUUUGCCGAGCGGGUAGAGUAUCUACUGAAAGAUUGGAUCACGAUUUUCCACACCCCGUCCAAUUCGAAGGACAUGAUCAAGGCAUUCGGAGGCUUCGUCAACAAGAUGAACGUGUACGGAAUUCUGAAGGGUGAUGAGCCGCUGACUAGAUUCUUCCGUCAUGCAACGCAGUGCUGUAUCGAUCUGACCUAUCGCAACAUGAACGAUCCCAGCUGGAAGACGAAGAUCUUCCAGUGGAUCGAUGCUUACGUGCGGUUGAUUGCCCUGUUAGUGAAACACUCUGGCGAGGGUGGCAGUACCAGCACUAAGCUGAAUUUGUUGAACAAGGUUCUGGGCAUCGUAGUUGGCAUCCUGAUGCAUGAUCAGGAAGUGCAUGGCACUGCUUUCCAGCAGAUGGGCUAUCACCGUAUCUUCAUUAUGCUGUUCCUGGAGCUGAGCGCUCACGAUCCCGUGCUGGAGAAUAUCAGCCUCAGCGUAAUCACUGCCUUCUGCCACACGUAUCACAUUCUCCGACCCUCACUGGCACCGGGCUUCUGCUAUUCCUGGUUGGAACUGAUUUCCCACCGGGUCUUCAUCGGACGCAUCUUGGCCUCGAUUCCACAGCAGAAGGGAUGGUCCAUGUAUUCGCAACUUCUGAUUCAUCUGUUCAAGUACCUUGCCCCGUUCCUGCGCAAUGCCGAACUGGCCAAACCGGUGCAACAUUUGUACAAGGGAACGCUACGGGUGCUGUUGGUUCUGCUGCAUGACUUCCCGGAGUUCUUGUGCGAUUACCACUUCGGUUUCUGCGAUGUGAUUCCACCGAACUGCAUUCAAAUGAGAAAUUUGAUCCUAUCGGCAUAUCCACGCAAUAUGCGGCUACCGGAUCCAUUCACGCCGAAUCUGAAGGUCGACAUGUUGACCGACAUCGGCGGUUCGCCCCGUAUCUUCACCAACUACGCCGCAGCAAUCACUCCGAGCAGCUUCAAGAAAGAUCUGGACUCCUACCUGAAGGCCCGAUCGCCCGUGACGUUCCUCUCGGAGCUGCGUAGCAAUCUGCAAAUCUCGAAUGAACCAGGAUCCCGGUACAACAUCCCGUUGAUGAACGCCCUGGUGUUGUACGUCGGCACUCAGGCAAUCGCUCACAUCAGGUCGAAAAAUCUGGGACCCACGAUGGCAACCAUCGUCCACAGUGCCCACAUGGAUAUCUUCCAAAAUCUGGCGGUAGAUUUGGACAACGAGGGGCGAUAUCUGUUCCUGAAUGCGAUUGCCAACCAGCUGCGGUAUCCGAACAGCCACACGCACUACUUCAGCUGCGCGAUUCUGUAUCUUUUCGUCGAGGCCAACUCGGAAGCGAUCCAGGAACAAAUCACUCGCGUCCUGCUGGAACGACUCAUCGUGAACCGUCCGCAUCCGUGGGGAUUGCUGAUUACGUUCAUCGAACUGAUCAAGAACCCAGCGUACAAGUUCUGGGAUCAUGACUUUGUGCACUGUGCACCGGAAAUAGAGAAACUGUUCGAAUCGGUAGCCAACUCGUGCAUGGUGGUCAAAUCCAAGAGUCAACCGCAGAUGCCGAAUGUCGAGUCGGAAAUUGCCGAGUGCAACUAGAAUAUCGACAAAACGCCGUACCACGUAGCGCUAGUGUUAAGUGUAAGCGAAAAGAACUAAUACACUUUUGUUAAGAGUAUGAUGAAUAUGUUACAAACGAUAUGACACAAGAAGCAGGAAAUUCACUUUUAACAGUGUGAUUAGAUGUUGACGUCUACCACCUACUGUGCGCAUAUUAGGAGCACGAACCUCUUCGUAUGGUUUUUGUUUUAGACUAUCGUAGAGACUGGAGCCCAGAACAUGGCAUUAGAAAGUGUAUUUUUUAUGAAUUUAAAGGUGGUACAUUCUGCACAGUUUAUCAGUUUGUUGUUUUUUUUUUGUUUUAGCUGCAACGAAAAUCAUCUCAUUUUGUAAAUAGCAUCAUGAAUUUUUAAAUAUUUAAAUCAUGUUCAUAGCCACUAGCAUUAAUGCGGAAAGAAUAUAAUGUCUGUCUCUUGAACUAAGUCUAUACAACUCUACAACCGAUGGUCCAACAGCAAAAGCAAAAAUGAAGACUCGUGAACGUCUGUGGUCAGUGUUCGAUUUAUGUGCCCUUCACAGUAGCGAAAAUUCGAAAGUUCGAACCCCACUUAGCGCUAGAUUUUACAGAAGUCCGGCUGUAUACAGUACUAGAUGAUACGAUUAGAAAUCAAAGCAAACUUUAACUGUGUCCUAGAAGAUAAGCGUUGAUAGGUGUGCGUUAUUAGCAAUUAAUCCCAUUAUGUAAACUAUAUUCAAACGAUUCAUAUAAAUAUAUUAAAAUAUAAUUAAUGUA
Messenger RNA from Aedes aegypti (yellow fever mosquito), 8584 nucleotides. It is a transcript of the gene Not1, whose product is annotated as CCR4-NOT transcription complex subunit 1. Bases 553 to 7830 code for a protein of 2425 amino acids. Gene Ontology annotation, cellular component: CCR4-NOT core complex; P-body. Gene Ontology annotation, biological process: nuclear-transcribed mRNA catabolic process, deadenylation-dependent decay. NCBI's taxonomy places the organism in Eukaryota, Metazoa, Arthropoda, Insecta, Diptera, Culicidae. The record is from RefSeq and is a predicted model, not a curated record. Gene Ontology annotation, molecular function: molecular adaptor activity. The transcript has 12 exons.